AUGGGAUACUACACCAAUGAUCCUUUCCAGAGAAUCAAUGUUGGAGGCAAGAAUUUCAAGGACCAUGAUGCUCCGUGUGCUGUUUGUUACACCCAGAACCGCACCAGUCAUGUUAUGAUUCCAGCCUGGAAGACAUGUCCUGCCGAGUGGACACUGGAAUAUCAUGGCUACUUGGUUGCCCAAUACUAUUCGCAAUAUAGAACUGAAUUUGUCUGUCUUGAUGAGGCUCCAGAAGCAGUCAGAGGAGGAGAAAUCAACAGAAAUGGUGCCCUUUUCUAUGUAGUUCAAGCCAAAUGUGGUCAAGCUCUCCCAUGUCCGAAUUAUGUUGAAGGGAGAGAGCUCACCUGCGUUGUGUGCUCCAAGUAG
This is a messenger RNA of Lingula anatina, 366 nucleotides long. RefSeq lists its product as uncharacterized. Lineage: Eukaryota; Metazoa; Brachiopoda; Lingulata; Lingulida; Lingulidae. The record is from RefSeq and is a predicted model, not a curated record.